Messenger RNA from Chionomys nivalis (European snow vole), 1470 nucleotides. Its product is annotated as mas-related G-protein coupled receptor member B2-like. Gene Ontology annotation, biological process: G protein-coupled receptor signaling pathway. Gene Ontology annotation, molecular function: G protein-coupled receptor activity. The transcript has 3 exons. Bases 1 to 1470 code for a protein of 489 amino acids. Lineage: Eukaryota; Metazoa; Chordata; Mammalia; Rodentia; Cricetidae. Gene Ontology annotation, cellular component: membrane. The record is from RefSeq and is a predicted model, not a curated record.
AUGGAGCAAAGGAGCAUUAGUGGAGAUUUCCUAAACAAGGAUUCCAACAUCUCAACCUGGGAUACUACCAUCACAGCACCAAAUGGAAGCAUCUACACUGAUUCUUCAUAUUGUAACAUCAUUUUCCAAGCCAUAAUUUUUCUUUCCCUCAUCUUUGUUCUGGUUGGAUUGGCAGGAAAUGCCAUAGUGAUGUGGCUUCUGGGCUUCCGCAUGCACAGGAAUGCCUUCUCUGUCUACAUCCUCAACCUGGCUGUGGCUGACUUUCUCUUCCUGAGCUUUGAAUUUGUAUAUUUCCUUCAUCUUUUCCUUUACAUUUUCUACUCCAUUCCCAUCUAUAUCCAUAUGCCUUGGUUUUAUCCUCUUGUGCCAACAAUUGCUUAUCUUUCUGGCCUGAGCAUUCUCAGUGCCAUUAGUGUUGAGCGCUGUCUGUCUGUUUUGUGGCCCAUCUGGUAUCGUUGCCGACGCCCAAGGCACACAUCAGCUGUCACAUGUGCCUUGCUUUGGGCUCUGUCCCUGCUCUUGAGUCUCCUGCAUGGGGAGGAACGUGGUUUUCUGUUUAAUUGUAUUGACACUUUUUGGUGUCAAACAUUUGAUUACAUCACAUCUUCCUGGCCAAUUGUUUUAUUUGUAGUUCUCUGUGCAUCCAGCCUCACCCUGCUGGUGCAGGUCUUUUGUGGCACACAAAGGAUCCCUGUGACCAGGCUGUAUGCAAUCAUUGUACUCACAGUGCUGUUCUUCCUGAUCUUUGCUCUCCCCCUGGGCAUUGUCUUUUUCUUCUGCCAACUUUUUGGGUAUCUUUGUUUUGUUAAAAGUUGUGAUACUCAUUUGUUAUUAUUCCUAUGCUGUGUUAACAGCUGUGCCAAUCCCUUCAUUUACUUCAUUGUUGGCUCCAUCAGGCACCGCAGGUUACAGAGGAAGACUCUUAAGCUGUUUCUUCAGAGAGCCCUGCAGGACACUCCUGAAGAGGAGACUUGUGGAGAGAGGGGCUCUUCAGAAGAGCAUGGAGAACUUGGCUUUUGGGAAGGAGUAAAGGACAAGGUAAAGGGAGAGCAGAAGCAUUGUCACACCACAUCUUUCUCCCACGUUCUCAGAGCUUCUGAAGCCCAGCUGCUCUGUGAUUGCUGGGGUCAGCUGACUGGAGCCCCGGGAUUCUUCUGCUGCAGCACAGGGCUGUGGGAGUGUGUGAGGCAGCGCAGCGCCUGGGCCCUGGCAUCUGUCUUUGUAAACUGUGCAGCAGUCUCACGACGGAGGGCUACUAUCAGCACCAUGAGCAUUAUGAUCGCAAACAUUUUGCUGUUGCUGAAGGUGUUGUCUCAUGAGCGUGGUUCCCAGAAAACCAUGAGGCUCCUUCGUCUUUACUGUCCGGUACAGAACAAUCGCAAACAAGAGAGUCAUGGUUUUGGACGGGGCUAUUUCCAUGGCAACAAAAGUUGGAAAGAAACAGCAAGAAAGCCUCAGAAGUUAGCUUGA